CAUGUGUGUCAACACUUUCUGAAGAAUUUUCAGCACAGUCUCUCUUCCUCUCGCUUUGGCUUCAUCUGUCUUUCCUAGAUGAAUCUGAUGUUGUGUGAAUUUGUGCACCACUGCAACAUAUCCAUCCAUAAUUUGCACCAAAGGUUUGCAGUGUUUUGUUUUCUAGACUAGAGCUGGACAGAUUGCUGCUCACUGCUGUGAGUGAGCAGUGUUUGGGGUUUGUACGUGAGGAAGCAGUGUGGUUGACAGACACCUCUGAGCUGAAACACUUCCUCGUCCGUUUCUGCUGUCAUCUCACGACCUGCAGAGAACAUCAACGGCUCACAAUCCAUGCUGACCUCACGUGUGACACUGACUCCACAUUGUCUCACAAGAAGACUUUUUUCCCAGUUAAAUUAUUAUUGUGAAGUUUGUGUGUGACGUUAAGAAGAACUGGUGGGAUGUAAAAAUCUGAUAACUUUGAUUUUGGGUGUAGAGCAGAUCUUCCUCCAUUUUGAGUGAUGCCUCGUUCUUUCUUGGUGAAGCGAGGAGGGCUGCACCACCUAGGAAAGAAGACGGGGUCAUGGGAUGCAUCCAUGGAGUACUCCACAUCAAAAACACCAGAUAAUGAUGCAGUACCCACCGCAUUACUGCAACAGGACCUUCCUGCUGACUCCCACUGUAAUGGAAAUGAUCACCUUCAGCCAUUCAGUCCCAAAUCUUAUGACUGUAGAUCUGCUGGGCCCUGCAGUCCUGUCAACUCAAAUAAUUUAAGCCCUGUGGAGAAAGACGAGUCUCGGCCUCCCACACCAGCUUUAUGGUCCAGACCUCGUGUGAGCUCAGAAUAUCUAGACAAACUGUCUCUGGGACUGGGAGAUUUGACUCAGCACCCUCACAUCCUGAGGGAGACCAGGAGCAGUGGCUGCUUGAAGAUCAGUGCUCCGAGGCAAGAGUGUCCACUCUGUAGCAAAGUAUUUUCAUAUUUGUCAAGUUUGAAGACUCACAUAUGCAAGAGUCACGGAAGCAGAGCACCAGCACAUAACAAGUCCAGCAGGACCGAUGUUGAGCGGUCAUCGUGCAGGGGCAAGGAGAGGACAUUUGGCUGUACAGUGUGUGGAAAAGUUUUCAAGCGCUCCUCCACCCUCACUACUCAUCUGCUCAUACAUUCAGACACCCGGCCCUACCCCUGCCAGUACUGUGGCAAACGGUUCCACCAGAAGUCUGACAUGAAAAAACACACCUUCAUACACACCGGCGAGAAGCCCCAUGUGUGUCAGAUAUGUGGGAAGGCCUUCAGCCAGAGCUCCAACCUCCUCACCCACAGCCGUAAACACGGGGACGACCGGCCCUACCGCUGUCCUCGCUGCCUCUACGGCUUCCAGCACAAAGUGGACCUUAGGCAGCACCAGGACCACCACUGCACCUACCGCUGACUCUGACACCGCCAAGUCAACAUUGUAGCCUUUUCUUUUUUAGUUUGUUUUUAACCAGCGGAAACAUAUUCAGGACAGAAAGCUACUGAGUGUGGUUGACUACUUUUUCCCAGUAUGUAAAAUACAGUUUUUUAUAUUUAUAUAGAAGAAGUCCACUAUUAUUUGUUAACAUCAUGUUUACAGGAAGAACAGUUAAUUUCCCCUUGUGGGAUUAUUAAAGUUGUUGAAUUGAAGUGAGAGAUGCCAUCACAUGGUUCCUUACAAAAUAUUUGCAUUACUAACGUUUUUAAGAGAAAUGUUCUUUUUCCCACAUGCCUACAUUCUCUGCAGAUCUGUGAUCAUGUGAGGGUAGAACUCCAAACUUUAUGUGCCACUGAACUUUCAAUUCCCUCUACAGAACACAGGAUGUAAUAUUAUAGAAAUGUAUGUGUUGACAAAGACUGAGGACACUGCAUGACUUCAUGAUAUAUAUCGCUUUGAAAGCAGUUAAAACAAGAAGAAUUCACGUGGAUCAGCAUCGGUAUUGAGUAAAUUAUUUAAUAAAGAAGCUGCCUCAAAAGCAAUGCAGUUGGGUGCAUUAGACUACAGUGAAAAUGACUUUCCUCCUUACAUUUCUGUAAAUGGUCCCAGCCAGAGUUUACAAUGAGCCCAAUAAAUAAAAAGGCUCUUU
Etheostoma spectabile (orangethroat darter) is the source of this 2082-nucleotide messenger RNA. RefSeq names its product zinc finger protein Gfi-1b. Gene Ontology annotation, molecular function: RNA polymerase II cis-regulatory region sequence-specific DNA binding; DNA-binding transcription factor activity, RNA polymerase II-specific. The record is from RefSeq and is a predicted model, not a curated record. The transcript has 6 exons. The coding region runs from base 501 to 1412 and encodes 303 amino acids. Gene Ontology annotation, biological process: regulation of DNA-templated transcription. Lineage: Eukaryota; Metazoa; Chordata; Actinopteri; Perciformes; Percidae.